Molecule: messenger RNA, 1025 nt
Organism: Anneissia japonica
Lineage: Eukaryota; Metazoa; Echinodermata; Crinoidea; Comatulida; Comatulidae
Exons: 2
Coding region: 98-562 (154 amino acids)
Molecular function (GO): ubiquitin-protein transferase activity
Source: RefSeq, a predicted model, not a curated record
UGACCCAAGUACUGAUGAUGAUAUUUUUGAAGUGCUUUCAAGUUACAAAUGUUACAGAGUAGUUACCAAAGAAAGCAUCACAAAAAUCAUAGAAGAGAUGGCCCAUCAAGAACUGAUUCAGUGCCCAAGAUACAUUUCAAAUGCAUGGUCACCUUUUCUUUCGAAGCUGAAAAUGUACAAAGAAUUUGAAAGUGUGGAUAGCCUAGUACAACUCUAUCUGGAGAAAAAGCCGUCGCCUAAGAAAGUUUCCAAGAUAUUGUCUGCAGCACCUACUAGUGAAAGACAAAAUGAAUGUUUUGAUCAUUUGAAGAGAUUUGUGAAGUCCCUAGACGACAACACUUUAGGUGUUUUUCUGCAGUUUGUUACUGGGAGUAACUACCUCACUAUUGACAGUAUCAAUGUGGAUUUUUGUAAGCUAGAAGGGGCUGCAAGAAGACCAUUAGCACACACGUGUGGAUGUGUUUUAAUUAUUCCAGAGACAUACCAGGGAUAUAAUGAAUUAUCUGAAGAGUUUAGCAGUGUUUUAAGGCACAGUGCUUCUUGGGAGUUUGGAAUUGUUUGAGCUGUUGUAAUGCCUGGUUCCUUUCAAUGUUAAUUUUAAUAUAGUAUUACACCUCAGCUACUACAGGUUUUAGUGAAAUUGGGUUGUUGGGCUCCCUGUGCUUGGGCAGGAUUUGGGUGAAAAUACUUGCAACAAAGAUUAAGACAAUGCUUGUUACAUUGGUCAAUUCUUUGGCAACCUGUCUUUCAACUGGCAUUGCAUGACAAUUUUUAGGGAAAUAGCAACAUCUUUUAAAUUGAUGUCUAGAUGCUGCAAUCAGUUUCAAAUGUUACGUGAAACUCUAGUGAUCACACUUCAUGGAUAAUAAUGUGAAUUUAAAAAAAAAAAUCAUUAAUUAGCGUCAAGCAUAGGUACAACCUGCCGUAGUGUUUUUAAUUAGUUCUUAGUUUUGUACUUACAGCAGCACUUUCAUGUUGGAUGUUUUUGAUGAAAAACUUUUAGAAUUUUAACAUAACAUUGUUAC